AUGGCUACUUCAACAACAAGGGGGAUUCCAGCCCAGAGUUCUCAAGCUCUUGUGUUCCAGCCAAGUGAUAAGCGGCUACCUCAACAGACUCCGCAACAGCAAACUCAAAAGUAUCCACCCAAGCAGCCUGCACCACAGGCAGAGCCUCUAGACAAGUGUACUGUAGCUGAUUAUGAGCAGAUCCAAUGUGGACAACCUGGUAUCAGUGCUGUGGAAUGUGAAACUAUAAAUUGCUGCUUCAAUGGACAGCAGUGCUACUAUGGGAAGGCAGUGACUGUCCAGUGUAUUCGAGAUGGCCAGUUUGUGGUUGUGGUGGCUAGAGAUGUUACACUUCCGCAGCUAAGCCUGGAUACGGUCCGUUUGUUGGGUGGAAGUGACCCACCAUGCGCUCCAGUUGGGUCCACCUCAUCUUUUGCCAUCUACCAAUUCCCUGUCACUGCUUGUGGCACAAGCAUGAUGGAGGACAAUGGAUAUGUAGUGUAUGAGAACAGAAUGACAUCGUCCUAUGAAGUGGGGAUUGGACCACUUGGAUCCAUCACAAGGGACAGUCAAUUUGAGCUUCUCUUCCAGUGUAGGUAUUCCGGCAGUGCUGUUCAAGCUCUAGUUGUGGAGGUCAACACCAUUCCUCCUCCUCCACCUGUAGCUGCUCCUGGACCGCUCCGAGUGGCGCUUAGGCUGGCUAAUGGACAAUGUGUCACUAAAGGAUGUGCUGAAGAGGAUGCAGCGUACACCUCCUACUACAGUGACUCGGAUUACCCUGUCACAAAAGUCCUCCGAGACCCAGUGUAUGUUGAGGUGAACGUUUUGGAGAGGACUGACCCAAAUCUUGUCCUGACUCUGGGACGUUGCUGGGCAACAUCAACCCCUGAUCCCCUCAGCCUACCUCAGUGGGACCUUCUAGUUAAUGGAUGCCCUUACCAGGAUGACCGUUACCUGACUACACUGGUUCCUGUGGAUGUCUCCUCUGGUCUUCAGUUCCCAACCCACUACAACUUUAUUGUGAAGAUGUUCACAUUUGUGGAUCCUAGGCCACUAGCUCCUCUGCAGGAAACCGUCUUCAUCCACUGUAGUACAGCAGUGUGCUAUCCCUCUUCCACUGGCUCCUGUGAGCAGCGCUGCGGCAGGCAAAGAAGGGAUGUUCAUUUCAAGAUGACUUCUAGUGGAGAAACCGUGGUUUCUAGUGGAGGAGUUACUCUGGUCAUGCCUUAA
Molecule: messenger RNA, 1209 nt
Organism: Xyrauchen texanus (razorback sucker)
Lineage: Eukaryota; Metazoa; Chordata; Actinopteri; Cypriniformes; Catostomidae
Product: zona pellucida sperm-binding protein 4-like
Biological process (GO): binding of sperm to zona pellucida; prevention of polyspermy
Cellular component (GO): egg coat
Molecular function (GO): acrosin binding; structural constituent of egg coat
Source: RefSeq, a predicted model, not a curated record